Magallana angulata is the source of this 1205-nucleotide messenger RNA. RefSeq names its product probable peroxisomal membrane protein PEX13. The record is from RefSeq and is a predicted model, not a curated record. The transcript is spliced from 3 exons. The coding region runs from base 303 to 779 and encodes 158 amino acids. NCBI's taxonomy places the organism in Eukaryota, Metazoa, Mollusca, Bivalvia, Ostreida, Ostreidae.
AACAAAACUUAUUUCAUCAAUCCUAAUUGAAUCUCAAAUACAUUAUGUAUUAAAUUCAAUGACCCGAUCGAGGCUACAAUUUAGACACAUUUUUGGAUCACGGUAUAUUUUACAAAUCAGUUGAUCGAAUGGCAAUUGCGGAACACUUUGAUCAAACCCGAUUUUGGACAUGGGUAGGAGAGUCGGCAGUCUAGACAUUACAUGUCAUCACGCGCACCUUCCUUACACCAGGAUGUCUUACGCCAUGUUGUUACGCAAUUUACUUCUGGGGAUCUACUAUAAGAGGGAUGGCGCAGCAAUGAAUGGCAGUGCAGUCCAACAGACCUACAGAUCGAAAGAUGCGUUCAUUCAUCACCAUUGCUGUCGUUAUGAUGGCCGGCGUUGCCGUGGCCAUGGCUGAGGGAUACGGUUCCAGCGGAUACGGAAGUAGCAGCUACGGAAGUAGCGGCUACGGAUACAUGUCUUAUCCCACAUCUGGAUCUUACGGAUAUGGAGGUGGAUACGGAAGUGGAUAUGGAUACGGAUCCAGUGGAUACGGAAGCGGGUACGGAAGUGGAUACGGAAAGGGACACGGAAAGAAAUCAUCCACCCAUGUGUAUUACCCAGUCCCUGUGCCCGUCCAACAGCCAACCCCUACUCCCCUUCCCCUUCCACCAAUCGGUCUUGGAGCUGGCAUCGACGCCGGAAACAACGGUCUGUUCGGAGGCAGCGGCAUUGGACUUCUUAUGCUGCUUUUCCUGAUCCCUCUCCUUUUCAACAACAACAACACUUCCGGUUAAAUAAUCACGUGAUAUUCAUGCGCAUUAGAGUGAAAACCAUGAAUGACUCAUUUUUCGCUUCCAAACUUUGGUCUGGUCUUUCGGUGUUAGGUUGUUAUUUGUACUCUGUUGGAAAAAAAUAAAUGGCUGUAAAAGCAGCAAAACAAAAAUAAAUUCUUUUUCUUGAUGAUUUCAAAGGAUCUAACGUUUUUCAUGAGAAAUCUAUUGAUACAAGAAAAUAAUGGCGCAUCAAAUUAAGAAUUGAAAACACAUUUGAUGCAAAAUGAAUAGUAAUAUCAACUACAAGUUAUUUACGCGAGCCGUACUAAACAUUUGAGACAAGAAUCUUUCUAUUUUGAAUGCAGAUGCUGAAAACAAAAUCACGUGUUUUAUUUCUUUAAAAUAUCAACAGAAUGUCACCACAAUGCAAGCAUGGUAAUAUAUAUG